AAGACCCAGAAAACGGGGGAAAAAAGAAACGAGAUAAAUUACCAAAAUCUGACGAAAUGCUGAGAAACUCCGUUGAUUUGGGCAAGGAUAAUUAGAGGGAAAUUUGCGAAUCCCUAUUUCUUAGCUAAGAUCUUGAAAAACCCUAACCCCCAAUUCUGCAGCUCUAUUCAAAUCUAUCGUCCCAACAGGAGAAUUUCAUGGUUUUUGAAGCUGUGUUUCAGGGAUGAGAAGAUCCAGAGUGCUUGAGUUGAUUCUAAUCCUGCUAGUUUCUCCAUUAACGUACUGUUUCAAGACCUCUGAGACCUCGAAGUUCUCACAGAUAUCUCUUUCCAGUAGAACCUCGAAUCCCAUUCCCGAUUCUGGUCACGUUCUAGUUUCGACAACAGAUGGAACGGUAUCAUUGGUGGACAUGUCUUCGAAGAAAGUGGACUGGACAUUCCAUACCGGUAAGCCGAUCUAUUCGUCUUACAAGGCUCAGCAUUACCAUUAUAGCACCGGGGAACAUGCCGUGGAGCUUGAUGACGACUUUUAUAUGGACUGCGAUAAUGAUUGGCGUCUAUACAACUGCACUAUGCAUAAAGGAAAAUGCAUAAACGAGAUAGUUGAUGCUCGUGAAUUCAUUGGAAGGUUGCCAUACUCUUUGUCAGAUAGGAUCAUUUUAGGGAAAGUAGAUACAUCUGUGUUUCUCUUGGACUGGAAGACCGGAAGUUUAGUUAAGACGUACAGAUUGGAUGACAUGAUUCCCAAUCAAACGGUUGAAAAAUCUGAAGGAAAUACCGUAGUGAUGUCUAAGGAAGGUCCGGCAUUAUUAGGGUCUGGAUUUGAGGAACCAGAAUAUCGUCGUGAGUUGGUUUACAUUGAGAGAAAAGAUUAUAAACUCCAAUGUAUAUCAAAAUUUGGAGAUGUUCUAUGGAGUGUUUCUUUUGCUGAAAUGGAAGCUAAAUUACAACAUCACGAGGGCAUGCAGUUCUUGGGUGGAUUAUCGGCAGAUGAUAUUCCGCUUACAGAUUCCAAGGGCAAUAACAAAUACCAGCUAUCUUAUAAGAGGAACUCUCCUGUUGUCCGCUUACUCAACUACAACAAUGAAAAACUGUUUUCUAAACUCGGUGGUGUCGAUGGAGCUUUGGUUUGGCCCUCCCCGGAUGUGAAACCUGAAUUACCACCAGCGGGAGGGAAUCCUUUGGCACUUCCCGGCAGCGGAGAUGCUGAAAUCUUCUCCCUUCCCCUACCCAAAAGUGCAAUUCCUGAGAUCACUAAUAUUCUUGAUGGAAACGCUACAGAGAUGGGUUUUGCCGAUAAAUUUUACGAUUCUGUAGUUAGAGGACCCAUGCAAUAUCUGAUUUUGGCGGUUAUUGCAUUAUUGUCGGUCUUCGGCUUUGUCUUUCACCAUUCAAAACAAAGGAAGCAGAUUAAGAAACUUUAUGAAUCUGAAGGGCAAGCAGUGGUUCCUAAGAAGAAAAAACCGAAGAAAACUAGGAAUAACAAGAAAGAGAAUGGGUAUGCAGAUGGAAGGAGAAAUGAUCCGUCUUUGGAAUGGAAUGAGAAAAAAUCGCUUUUGACCUUCCCCGACCUUGCUGGUAGUGAACUGGAAGGGUAUAGGGUUGGCAAACUUUUUGUAUCCAACAAGGAAAUCGCUAAAGGGAGCAAUGGAACCGUUGUGCUCGAGGGAUCAUAUGAAGGCCGUCUAGUGGCAGUUAAGCGUCUCAUUCAAACACAUCAUGAUGUGGCUGAGAGGGAGAUUUCGAUUCUAACGGAUUCAGAUAAGCAUCCGAAUAUUGUCCGAUGGCAUGGGGUUGACUAUGACAGACACUUUAUCUAUAUUUCGCUCGAGCGUUGUGCUUGUAGCUUGAAUGAUCUCAUCUUUGCUUCAUCCAAAUCACUUGGGGCCUCGGAAGAUACUAGACACGCUUUUCAAAUGAAUCCGAUACUGGAAAACAGUCGGGGAAUGGAACUAUGGAAGGAAAACGGGCAUCCUUCUCCCGUUCUGUUGAAGUUAAUGAGGGACAUAGUAUGUGGUCUAGCACAUUUACAUGAUAUCGGGAUCAUACAUCGAGAUCUAAAGCCUCAGAAUGUGUUAAUUGUCAAAAACCAAUCUUUAUGUGCAAAGCUUUCGGAUAUGGGCAUUAGCAAGCGCUUGCCACCUGACACCAGCGCCUUAACCAAAAGCACAACUGGUUCUGGAAGUUCCGGGUGGCAGGCACCUGAGCAGCUUCGGAAGGAACCACAAACGAGGGCUAUAGAUCUCUUCAGCUUAGGAUGUGUUCUGUUUUUCUGUAUGACAGCGGGGAAGCACCCGUAUGGAGACAUUUUCGAGAGGGAUAUUAACGUUUUGAAUGAUCAAAAAGAUCUGUUCUUGGUUGAGAGUCUACCCGAAGCCGUUGAUCUUCUCUCUAAUCUCCUGAACCCUGAUCCAAAUCUGAGGCCGAGAGCCGAAGAUGUGCAGAAUCAUCCGGUAUUCUGGAGUCCCCAAACGAGACUGUCCUUCCUCCGCGACGUGAGCGAUCGGGUCGAGCUGGAAAACCGGGAAGAGGGUUCAGAGCUCUUGGCGGAGCUCGAAAGCACGGCAAUGGUGACUCUGAACGGCCGGUGGGACGAGAGGAUGGACAGCCAUUUCAUCGAUAACAUCGGGAGGUAUAGAAGGUACAGGUUCGACAGCGUUCGAGAUCUGCUGAGAGUGAUCAGGAACAAGCUGAAUCAUUACAGAGAGCUUCCGGGAGAGAUUCAAGGACGGCUUGGAAGCGUUCCCGAGGGGUUUGACAGUUACUUCUCGAGUAGGUUUCCGAAACUGUUGAUUGAGGUCUACAAAGUGAUUUGCAGAUACUGUAAAGACGAAGAGUUCUUUCUCACGUACACUGAGACCCCCGUCAUGUAAUCCUUGGCUGUAAAUAGUAAAUACUCCUUUUUUAACCUCUUGGAUUAACUACGACGGUGCAGUAAUUAAUCAGAGAUAGACAAUUUCAAAAUGGGAACAAAACAGAGAAAUUAUUAUUAUAAAGGCUACCACCUUUUUUGACAACUUCAAAACGAAAAUAAAACAAAAAAUAAUGAAAAUACAACGAAUAAAAACGAUGCGGUCCAUUGGUUGCCAUGAGAUUGUUUCCAACAACCGUGUUUUAAUUUAGUUUUGUGAAUGUAACAGCAGUGGAUAUCUUGGAUUUGGUUCGAUUUCAAUUCUGUUUAGAAUUUAUUUAUUUUUUUUAUCUUGGAUUUUGAUUUGGUUCGAUUUUGAUCAUAAUUUUUUUUUCAUUUUAGAAAAUUUAUAUCGAUUUCUUUUUUUUUUUGUCGGGCCGAAAUUGAAUGUUCGAGUUGCAUGGAUCAUUGGCCCAAGUUUCGUCCUCGAAGACAAACGAGUGGCUAAGCUUCUAACGACAAACAAACAAAAAAGUCGACGCCCUUAGGUUUUCAACCCUUUCUGCGCUGAUUCAGAGAUUCGAAGAAGAUGGCGUUUAUGAGAGGACAGCCACUGGUGACGAAGCUUGCUUUUAUGGCGCAGUACAUCGUGUUUCCGGGGUCCAUAGCCGCGUCUCUCGUUUACACGUAUGGGCCGUCUCUCGUUUACACGUAUGGGCCGUAUGGUUCCUCUUCCUCCAAGGAUACCGAGUCAUCCAAAUAGGUGACAACUCCGGGGAAUGUGUGAAUCAAACCCUAUCAGGAACCCUUUGCGGUUGGUUGCUUUGUUUCUGCAAAUAAACGGAUGGAAUUCAUGUGUCGGAACAUGACGAGGCAUACCCGAACGAAACUGUCUUGAAAUCCCUUUUGUUGGAAACCCUUUUUUGUCGUGUGUUUGUGUUGGGUUAUGACUGAAUAUAUCUUUCUUUCUUGCACCGAUGAUUGGAGUGUGUUUUCUA
Tarenaya hassleriana is the source of this 3848-nucleotide messenger RNA. Its product is annotated as serine/threonine-protein kinase/endoribonuclease IRE1b. Bases 224 to 2872 code for a protein of 882 amino acids. Gene Ontology annotation, biological process: mRNA processing; protein phosphorylation; IRE1-mediated unfolded protein response. Gene Ontology annotation, molecular function: RNA endonuclease activity; protein serine/threonine kinase activity; ATP binding. The transcript has 7 exons. Gene Ontology annotation, cellular component: IRE1-TRAF2-ASK1 complex. The record is from RefSeq and is a predicted model, not a curated record. Lineage: Eukaryota; Viridiplantae; Streptophyta; Magnoliopsida; Brassicales; Cleomaceae.